AUGUCCGACCCGACCGCGGCGAUGCGCGACUUCGCCGAGGUCCUCAAGACCGACCAGGCCCUCAGCGCCCGGCUCCUCCGCAUGGCGAAUUCCGCGCAGUUCGGCCAGCGCAAGGAGGUGACCACGAUCGAGCGCGCCAGCGUGCUCAUCGGCCUCGACCGCCUCAAGGCGACCGCGCUGGGCUUCCACCUGAGCCAGGCGUGCGCGCUCGGCAGCGCCGAACGCCAGAAGUUCAUCUGGACGCAGUCCCUCUACCGCGCGUGCCUCGCGUUCCGCCUCGCGGAGCUCAUCGACCGCACGAUCGCCGGCGAGGCGUUCGUCGCGGGCCUCCUCCUCGACGCCGGCAUCCCCAUCCUGCCCGAGCUCAUCGGCAGCGCCGCGGACGAGAUCGUCGACCGCCAGGCCGACCCCUCCGCGCAGUACGCCGAGGAGUUCAACACCCUCCCGUUCACCCACGUCGACGUGGUGACGGUGAUGUGCAAGAUGUGGGCGCUCCCCGAGCUGCUCGCGGCGCCCAUCUCCCGCCACCACCGCAAGCCCAAGUCCAACUGGAAGGACACCCACGAGGGCAUCCUCCACGCGAUCAGCUUCUUCGUCGGCGGGCUCAUCCUGAAUAAGGAAGCCGCGUCGAUCUACACGCCGCCCCUGCGCUCGAUGUCCCUCUCGUACUUCGACCUCUCGAGCGACCAGCUCGCCGACAUGCUCGCCAAGGCCCGCGACGAUUUCAACGGCACCAAGGACAUGUUCGCCGAGGUCACCGACCGCAAGAUGUCCGUCGAGCAGAUCCUCGAAUCGGCCAACGGCCAGCUCGGGAUCGAGGCGGACACGACGGGCCCAACCGAGGAGGACAUCCGCCCCGUCAAGGCCGGGAACGUCACCCUCGAGGUGCUCCCGCUCCGCGCCGACCUCGUCACCGUCUACCUCUCCGACGAGACCGGCACGCGCAUCAGCUCCGAGCAGAUCGACCCCGGCUCCAUCAGCGUCAGUGAGUUCCGCGAGCGGUUCCUCCUCGCCGAGGCGACCGACGAGCAGAUCGAGCAGACGAUCGCCGAGACGGUGGCGCUGUUCACGCGCGCGCACGGCGUCGUCCGCGCGAUGGCGAAGGGCGCCAAGCGCGAGAAGGGCGCGUUCUCCGGGGGCGUCGAGGUCCUCACGCGCGGGCGCAUGGUCGCGAUCGUCAAGCAGUCCACCGACCUCGCCACGCUCACCGCCUGGGACCUCCUCGCCGUCUACUGGCGCACCCGCAGCGAGCUCCCGGCGCACCGCGCGGGGCUCUACCUCGUCGACCUCGUCUACCACGCCAUCACGGAUCACGACCCCCACGAGGGCCUCUACGACGCGAUGAUCGGCUCGCUCGACGGCAUCGAGGCCGGCGCGGACGCCGGCGAGAUCCUCCUCCGUUUCCAGUGGGCCCUGCUCACCGAGAUCGGCUCACGCCCCGAGCUCGACCUGCCCGAUGGCGGCCCCGGGCGGGCCUGGUUCCUGCCGAGCGAGGGACGCGCGACCGCCGAGAAAUCGCCCGGCGCCUGGCCCGUCCGCCGGGCGACCCUCGCGCACAUCCUCGGCUCCGGAUCGGCCAACGGCGACGCGACCGCGGCCGACGCCCAGGCCACCAGCCGCGCCGGGCGGUUCCUCGCGGAGUACCUCGUCUUCGUCCUCGAUCGGGAUCUCGCCACGAGGAGGGCGAUCUACGGCCCGACGGUGGCGGUCCGCGCCGAAUCGGCCGUGGACCGCGUGACGGGCCUGGAUAUCCGCAUCGACCGCGUCGGCAAGGGCCGGCCGCUCGUGUUCCUCAACGGCCUGCUGGGGAUGAACGAGCACUGGUUCGCCUCCCUCGGCCCCAUCGCGAAGCACGCCGAGUGCGUCCUGAUCCAGCCGCCGCUGCUGGAGAUGAAGGGCAAGGGGUGCUCGGUGGACGGCGUGACGCGCCUGACCAUCGCGGUGCUCGAAUCGAUCACGGACCAGCCGGCGGUGCUGCUGGGCAAUUCGCUCGGGGGCCACGUCUCGCUGCGCAUCGCGCUGGAGCGCCCGGACCUGGUGCGCGGGCUCGCGCUGAUCGGCUCGUCCGGCCUCUUCGAGCGCACGUUCGAGAAGGGCGUGCAGCACUCGCCCUCGAAGGGCUGGAUCGAGAACAAGAUCCGCGGGCUCUUCCACGACCCGGAGUUCCACCGCAUCCCGUCGCUCGUCGACACGGCGUACGAGAAGCUGAGCCAGCGCAGCGCGGCCCGCGCGCUGGUGAAGCUGGGCCGCUCGGCGAAGCGCGACCAUCUCGGCGAGCGUCUGGGCGAGAUCCGAUGCCCCGUCGUGCUCCCCUGGGGCAGGCAGGACAACGUGACGCCGCCGGAGGUGGCGGAGCAGUUCCACGAGCUGCUCCCCAGCUCGAAGCUGGUGUGGAUCGACGAGUGCGGUCACGCGCCGCAGAUCGAGCGCCCGGACAAGGUCGCGGACGCGGUCGUGGGCUUCCUCGAAGACCUGGACGCGGGCGUGGUCUACGGGGAGAUGGCGCGGUGGACGUCGCUCGUCGGCGCCGCGCUGCACGCGCGCCUCCACCGGCGCACGAAGCUGCUCUCGGACGCCGACCACUGGGCGGACAACGCCCGCCACCACCAGCUCUCCACCCUGCGAUCGCUCCUGAGCAAGGCGAAGGACACGGAGAUCGGGCGCGAGGUCGGCUUCGCCAAGCUGCUCGAGAAAGACGACGAGACCGUCCGCCGCGCCUACGCCGACGCCCUCCCCCACGGCGACUACGAGCGCGACCGCGCCCGCCUCGCCCGGGCCCGCGAGGGCGGCGAGCCGGACGUGACCUGGCCCGGCGUCGUGAAGAACUGGGCGCAGACCUCGGGCACCACCGGCGGCGAGAAGUACAUCCCCGUCUCCGACGAGAUGAUGCGGAGCAACUACCUCGCCGCGCUGGACAUCUUCGCGCACGCGAUGCGCUCCGGCGUCUCGCUCGAGAAACUCUGCGCUGGGCGGCUCUUCUUCCUGGGCGGCUCGACGAACGUGAGCGUCAACGAGCACGGCGUCCGCACGGGCGACCUCUCGGGCCUCGUCACCCCCAUGAUCCGCUGGCCCCUCACCGAGGUGUACUCCCCCGGCGCGGACGUGGCGCUGAUGGACCACUGGCCGACCAAGAUCGAGCGCAUGGCGGAGAUCGCGAUCGAGCAGGACGUGCGCAUGGUCUCGGGGAUGGCCUCGUGGUCGCUCGUGCUCAUGCAGCGCAUCCUCGAGAUGGCCCGCGAGCGCGGCUCUGCGGCGCGCACCAUGCGCGAGAUCUGGCCGGACUUCACCCUCUUCGUCCACGGCGGCGUGAAGUACACGCCCUUCGCGCAGCGGUUCGUCGACGCGUGGUCCGGCGGCGAGGCGGACAUCCCGCACCGCCUGGAGGUCUACCCCGCGAGCGAGGGCUUCAUCGCCCUGCAGGACACGCCUGGCGAUCAGGGCCUGCGCCUGUUCACGCACAACGGGAUUUUCUUCGAGUUCGUGCCCGUCGAGGAGAUCGGCUCGCCCAGUGCGCGGGCGUUCACCUGCGACGAGGUCGAGCCGGGGCAGCGCUACGUCGUGGUGAUGAGCACGAACGCGGGCCUGUGGCGGUACGUCAUCGGCGACGUGGUGGAGUUCGAUACGAUCCCCCCCGCGGGCCCCGCGCGGCUCCGCAUCGUGGGGCGGCACCGCCACUUCAUCAACGCGUUCGGCGAGAACCUGAUCGUCGAGGAGAUCGAGGAGGCCGUGGUCGACGCCCAGAGGGCGACCGGCGCGGUCAUCGGCGAGUUCACCGCGGCCCCCGUCUACCCGAGCGAGACCACCCGCGCCGGGCUCGAGCUGGCGAUCGAGUGCGAGUCGAUGCCCGCGGGCGAGAUCGCCUUCAAGGACGCGUUCGACGAAUCGCUCAAAAAGCGCAACGUGGACUACAAGACGAAACGCACGGAUUCGCUCGGCAUGAGCGAGCCGACGCUCACCGUCCUGCCGAUGGGCGCGUUCCACCGGUGGAUGGAGGCGAGCGGCAAGCUCGGCGGGCAGCACAAGGCGCCCCGCGCGGCGAACCACCGCGAGAUCCUCGAAGGGGUGAUCGGCGCCUCCCGGGGCGAGGGCGGGAUCCUCCACCUGCCGGACCACGCUUCGUUCGCCCUGCUCGUCCUGCUCAUCGCGCUCGCGACGUUCGUCUCCGAAGACCUCACCGUCAUCGCGACGGGCGUGCUCAUCGCGAGCGAGGAGAUCGCCUUCGGCACCGGCCUCGCCGGGUGCUUCCUGGGCAUCGCGGUGGGCGACCUGGGCCUCUGGGCGCUCGGGCGCUUCGCGGGACGGCGCAUCCUCAAGUGGCCCUUCAUCUCCGGCGCGGUGAGCCAGAAGUCCAUCGAGAAGUGGGGGCGCGUCCUCGACGAUCACAUGGGCAAGGCCAUCAUGCUCUCGCGCGUCCUCCCCGGCACGCGCCUGCCAACGUACGUCGCGGCCGGCAUCCUCGGGCGCCACACGAAGAAGUUUCUCUUCUGGGUCCUCCUCGCCGUCGGCGUGUGGACGCCGCUCCUGCUCACCCUCGCGAUCCUCAUCGGCCGCCCGCUGCUCGGGUUCUUCGAGGGCGUGCUGCACGGCCCGUGGGCGAUCCUGGCCUCGCUCUUCAUCCUGUACGUGAUCGUCCGCCUCAUCGGCUACGAGACGACGGACCUGGGCCGCCAGCGCCUCAAGGCGGACCUCAAGAAGAUCGUCGCGCACGAGUUCUGGCCCUUCUGGUUCUUCUACCUCCCGCUCGUGCCCUGGCUCGUCGUGAUGGCGAUCCGAUACAAGCCGAUGAGCUUCACCUGCGCCAACCCCGGCAUCGCCGGCGGCGGCGGCGUGGUGGGGGAGUCCAAGACCGCGAUCUGCCGCGCGCUCUCGAACGCGGCGAGCGUCGCCCCGACGGCGCUCGUGGAGGACCGCGGGACGGCCGAGGCUUCCGGGGGGCGUGCCGAGCGGGCGAUCGCGAUCAUCCGCGAGGACGGGGCGCUGGGCGGCUACCCCGUCGUCCUCAAGCCGGACGCCUCGGAACGCGGCAACGGCGUCCGGGUGGCGAAGAGCGACGAUGAUGUGCGCGCCUACUUCGAGGAGAUCGGCGGCGACGUGCAGAUCCAGCGCUACCACCCCGGGCCGGUGGAGGUGGGGAUCCUCUGGUCCCGCGUGCCCAGCGCGAGCGGCGCGACGAAGGCGGACGAGUGCCCGGGCGAGAUCUUCUCGAUCACGCGCAAGGUCUUCCCGGUGAUCACCGGCGACGGGGAGUCCACGCUCGAGGAGCUCAUCUGGCACCACCCGCGCUACCGCUGCCAGGCGGAGGUCUUCCUCCGCCGCUUCGACGACCGGACGGACAUGAUCCUCCCCGAGGGCGAGGCCUUCGCGCUCGGCUCGGCGGGCAACCACGCGCAGGGGGCGCGGUUCGAGGACGCGUCCGAGCUGCGGACGGAGGCGCUGACGCGGGCGUUCACGGGCAUCGCGCAGGCCUUCCGCGACCCGGAGACCGGGGGCGGGCUCGACUUCGGGCGCUUCGACGUCCGGGCCGAGAGCGAGGAGGCGCUCAAGCGGGGCGAGGGGUUCUGCGUGAUCGAGCUCAACGGCGUCCUGAGCGAGUCGACGAACAUGUACGACCCCGAGCGGAGCGUCGCGUGGUGCUACUCCGUGCUCUUUGCGCAGUGGCGGCGGGUGUACCGCCUCGGGGCGAUGCGCCGGCGCGAGGGCGUGCGCCCGCUCGGCAAGCGGGAGCUGGCGUCGAUGGUGCGGUCGCACCUGCGGUCGCCUUGGUUGAUGACGAUCCAGAUGGAACUGUCGCGCAUCCUCAUCCGUGAGAUGAACGACUACCAGAUCAUCGAGUUGCGGGAGAUCGACGGGGAACGCACGUUCCCGAUCGUGAUCGGUCUGCCCGAGGCCCAGGCGAUCGAGCGCCGGCUCCAGGGCAUCGACAUCAAGCGCCCGCAGACGCACGAUUUGCUCGCCAGCGUGAUCGAGCAGAUGGGCGGCACGCUCGAGAAGAUCACGAUCAACGACAUCUCCGACCACACCUUCUUCGCCCUGCUCGGCAUCCGCGACACGAACGGCGUCGAGCUGGAGGUGGACUCGCGCCCGUCGGACGCGAUCGCCCUGGGCAUCGCGCAGGGCGUGCCGAUCUACGUCGCGGAGCACGUGCUCGACCAGGUGCGCGAGGAGGACUUCCUCGUCGAGGAGAUCCCCCUCUACGAGCCCUGCGGCGAGGGCGAGCACGUCUACCUCUUCGUCGAGAAGCGCGGGCUCACGACGCUCGACGUCGCCAAGACCCUCGCGCGCCACUUCAACGUCAAGCGGCGUGACGUGGGGCACGCCGGGCUCAAGGACAAACGCGCCAUCACGCGCCAGGUCUUCUCGAUCCACACCCCCGGCAAGACGCCCGAGGACUUCCCCGAGAUCCGGCGCAAGGGCAUCGCGGUCCUCUGGGCGGACAUGCACACGAACAAGCUCCGCGUCGGGCACCUCAGGGCGAACCGCUUCUCCGUGCGUUUGCGCGAGGUGGAGCCGCUCCGGGUGCUCGAGGCGAACAAGGCCGUCGCCCGCCUCGCCCGCGAGGGCGUGCCGAACUACUUCGGCGAGCAGCGCUUCGGCGUCCGCGCCAACAACCACCUCGUGGCGCAGAAACUCGUGCAGAACGACGCGGAGGGCGCGGUGCGGGUGAUGCUCGCGCCCGAACCCGAUGCGCCGGAGAACGACCCCGUCCGUGCCGCGCUCGCGCACUUCGACGCGGGCGACCUGCACAAGGCGAUCGACGCGCUCCCGCGCCGGAUGAUGACGGAGAACCGACUCCUGCGCUCCAUGGCCCGCGGCCUCAGCGCGGAGAAGGCCUUCGGCGCAUUCCCGAAGAAGGAGAUCGAUUUCCUCCUCUGUGCGCUGCAGAGCGCGAUCUUCAACCGCGUGCUCGCGGACCGCCUCCGGGGCGGGCUUUUCGACAGGCUCGAAGCCGGAGACGUCGCGAUGCGGACGGAAAACGGCGCGUGCUUCGUCGUCGAGCCGGACGCGCUGGCCGAGGCGAACGAGCGGGCCGCGCGGCUCGAAGUCUCCCCGACCGGGCCGCUCGUGGGGGGCAAGACGUUGUGGCCGAGCGAGGGAAGCCCGGCAUCGGCGCGCGAGCGCGAGGCGGUCGGCGCGAUGGGCAUCACCGCCGAGCAGUUCGACGCGGCGUGCAAGCGAUUCGGUCUGACCCUCCCGGGGGCGCGCCGGCCGGUGCGCGUGCGGCUGGGCGACCCCGAGAUCGAGGGCGGCGCGGACGAGCUACGCGACGAGCGUCGUCCGCGAGAUCUCCAAGAACACGAAAGUGGUGACGGCGUGAGCGCGUCGAACGGCGACGGCUGGCUCGUGUGCCUGGACCUGGGCGGCGUGGUGGUGAAGCACUGCCGCACGUGGGAGCAGGGGUGCGCGAGCGCGGGGCUGGACGUCCGCGAGCCGGAGCGGAUGAACACGCCAGAGCUCUCGGCGCGCCGGCGCGACCUGAACCACGCCCACCAGCGCGGCGAGCUGACGCCGGAUGAGUUCUGGCGGUCCAUCGCGGAGGCGACGGCCGGGCUCUACACGCCCGAGGAGAUCGAGCGCCUCCACCACGCGUGGCUGCUCGAGGAGUACGAGGGCGUCCCCGAACUCGUCGGCGAGCUGGCGAGCGUCGAGGAGGUGACGCUCGCGUGCCUCUCGAACACGAACACGGCCCACUGGGAGCUCAGCACGCUCUACAACGGCGGCGCGCUCAGCGGUCUGCCCAUCAUGCGGCAUCUUGCGCACAAGAUGGUCUCCCACGAGAUGGGCGCCGCCAAGCCCGAGGCUCGGAUCUACGAGCUGGCGGAGCAGAUCACCGGCUUCGCGGGCGGGCGCAUCGUCUUCUUCGAUGAUCUGGAAGAGAACAUCGCGGCGUGCACCGCCCGCGGGUGGCGCGGGGUGCUGAUCGACCACGAGGGGUGCCCGGCGACGCAGAUGCGCACGGCGCUGGAGAAUCUGAACAUCCUAAGCGCAUCGGCAUCGCCGGCGUCGUGA
Messenger RNA from Symbiodinium necroappetens, 8007 nucleotides. The record is from the annotation of a GenBank genome assembly. Lineage: Eukaryota; Dinophyceae; Suessiales; Symbiodiniaceae.